AUGAGAACUCAUACAAGAGAAAAACUCACUUGCUCUGUAUGUCAGAAAAGUUUUUAUCAUCAAAAUCAACUGAAAAAACACAUGAGAACUCAUACAGGAGAGAAGCCAUUCACUUGCUCGGUAUGUCAAAGAGGUUUUUCUGAAUUAGGUAAUCUCAGAAAACACAUGAGAUCUCACGUAGGGGACAAACGAUAUACUUGCUCUGUGUGUCAAAAAAGUUUUUAUCAACAAAGUCAACUGAAAAAACACAUGAGAACUCAUACAGGAGAGAAACCAUUUACUUGCUCGGUAUGCCAAGGAAGUUUUUCGUGGCUAAGUAACCUCAAAAGACACAUGAGAUGUCAUACAGGGGAGAAACCUUAUACUUGCUCUGUAUGCCAAAGAAGUUUUUCGCUACAGUGUAUUCUCAAAAAACACAUGAGAACUCAUACACGAGACCCCCUCAAUUUAGCACCAACUUGA
Molecule: messenger RNA, 462 nt
Organism: Macrobrachium nipponense
Lineage: Eukaryota; Metazoa; Arthropoda; Malacostraca; Decapoda; Palaemonidae
Product: gastrula zinc finger protein XlCGF71.1-like
Exons: 1
Coding region: 1-462 (153 amino acids)
Biological process (GO): regulation of transcription by RNA polymerase II
Cellular component (GO): nucleus
Molecular function (GO): DNA-binding transcription factor activity, RNA polymerase II-specific
Source: RefSeq, a predicted model, not a curated record